Molecule: messenger RNA, 1085 nt
Organism: Gloeophyllum trabeum ATCC 11539
Lineage: Eukaryota; Fungi; Basidiomycota; Agaricomycetes; Gloeophyllales; Gloeophyllaceae
Exons: 6
Coding region: 252-1085 (277 amino acids)
Source: RefSeq, a predicted model, not a curated record
AUGGCUUCCGACGGCCUCAGCAGCUGCAGCGGCGCGGACGGUGACGAUGCGGAACAGAUCAUGGAGGACUUUCGAGUCGCGGACUGUCGCCGAAAUCAAGGAGCAGGCGAAGCAGCAGGCCAUGAAGGAAUCGCUCUCAAGGAGGAGAUGCAGAAAGUAGAGGCAAAGUUACUCGAGCUCGAGCGGUCGUCAGUUGGGGAGGGGGCACUGCGCUCAACGGCACGAGGCAGGAGGAGAACCUCCCCGUCCCAAUGCCUGAAGCGAAUAUAGCAAACCGUGUCCCCGUCCUGCGAAACACCGGUCUGAGCGACAAUACUAACCCUAUCACUGACCAGCGCCUGCUGCGCGAAGCCCCGGUACAUUGCCCUGCGCCCCUCACUCGCCAAUACCCAAGCUCUGCUGCAUAUAUGUCAUUCUCGGGCGACUCGCAAUACGUGUUCAGCAACCCCUGGAGCCCCGGCCCGCCGCCUCCUGCUUCUCCCACUGUCCCGCCAAACCCGUAUUCGAACGACAAUACUGCCCCCAUCACCGACCAGCGCCUCUUGCGCGACGCCCCGGUACUUUCUACUACCCCUACGCCAUCGCUCCAGCUCCCCGAGCCCCGGCCCGCCGUCUCCUGCCUCUUCGAUAUUCUCCUCUCGCUCCUAUAUCGGCCUUGCCCACUCGGAGUCGCACAAGCCUCGCCCGCCAUCGAUCAACUGGAUACGCCGCACAUGAACUCGAUCGACCCGAGGACACUGCAUGAGUACCUGUCACAGGUGAGGGAUGCGAAGAUCGCGCAGCUCACGGCCGACGUUGCGAGCCUGGAGAAGAUGGAUAAAGACCCUGUCUCAAAGUGGUUGAACUCCACCCUCCACCGCGACGGGGACCGCGACUACGAGGGAUACCCCCCUCCGCUGUCGCCGAACUAUCCGUGUCCCGUCUGCCGCGCGCCCGUAAAGAGCCGGCCGGUGGAGGUGUAUGCGCUGAAGAAUGUUGCGCAGACGCUGGGGAAGGCGAUGGGGGAGACGUGUCCGCGGGAGGUGCUCCCGCCGAGGGGGCGCGGGAGGGAGUGGGAUGCGUUCUUCCCUCCUCAGUGGCGUUGA